AUGGAUUAUGAAAACGUGCUACUUGUAAAAAAUGAAGUGUUCGUCUAUCAGAUUCUUUCGAGACAGUCUAAUCGGGGUUACAGGGCUAAUAACUGGAACCUAGAAACUCCUAUGUGGACUGGAAGACUUCGUGUUAUCGCCAAAGGUAAAGAUCUCGUAAUACGAUUGGAAGAUAAGAAUUCUGGACAGCUAUAUGCUGAAUGCCCAGUGGACUCAUUUCCUGGGAUAUCCGUUGAACCAGUUAUUGACUCAAGUCGAUUUUUUGUUAUUCGAUUAAUGAAUGAUAAUGGGGAAACUAAAUUUGUAGGGAUUGGUUUCGCAGAACGUGCGGAUUCCUUUGACCUUAAUGUAGCAAUUCAAGACCAUUUCAAAUGGUUAAAACAGGAAAAAGAAGCUAAAGAAAUGGAAGAAAACGCGGGCAACCAACCAGCUAAGGAUAUGAGUUUCAAAGAAGGGGAAAAAAUAAAAUUAACUCUGAAUACCCGUCGUACAGGGGAUGAUCCAAAUCCCAAAUCAAAAGUUACACGCCCCCUUACUUCUGGAUUAUCGGGUGGUCUACUGCCCCCUCCUCCGCCGCCGGCAGUUUCUCGGUCUCGUGGUAGUCGCGUUGUAGGAGAUACCGCCCCAGUAUCGGGUAACUUAUUUAACAGUGACCCGUCACAACCAAACUAUACAAAUCCUGUGUGCACACCGAACGUUCCAUCGACCACUUCAAACGUCGACCUUCUAAGUGAUUUCCUCGGGAAUUCUGGGCAGUUCUGA
Molecule: messenger RNA, 762 nt
Organism: Schistosoma curassoni
Lineage: Eukaryota; Metazoa; Platyhelminthes; Trematoda; Strigeidida; Schistosomatidae
Source: the annotation of a GenBank genome assembly